Molecule: messenger RNA, 1587 nt
Organism: Elephantulus edwardii (Cape elephant shrew)
Lineage: Eukaryota; Metazoa; Chordata; Mammalia; Macroscelidea; Macroscelididae
Product: calcium/calmodulin-dependent protein kinase type II subunit delta-like
Exons: 3
Coding region: 1-1587 (528 amino acids)
Biological process (GO): protein phosphorylation
Cellular component (GO): cytoplasm; neuron projection
Molecular function (GO): ATP binding; calmodulin binding; calcium/calmodulin-dependent protein kinase activity
Source: RefSeq, a predicted model, not a curated record
AUGAUCACCAGAAACUACUUUCGGACGAGAAAAGUGAGGGCGGCCCUAGGUGACAGCUCAGCGGAGCCGGUCCCUGGAAAGCAGCACAUCUGCUCGAGUCUCCUCCACCACCUUCCAGCCAGAGGCACUGCCUGGACCGAGAUAGCUUCGACCACAACCUGCACCAGGUUCACGGACGAAUAUCAGCUUUUCGAGGAGCUCGGAAAAAGGGCGUUCUCAGUGGUGAGAAGAUGUAUGAAAAUCUCUUCUGGACAAGAAUAUGCUUCCAAAAUUAUCAACACCAAAAAGCUCUCUGCGAGGGAUCACCAGAAAUUGGAAAGAGAAGCUAGAAUCUGCCGUCUUUUGAAGCACCCAAAUAUUGUGCGGCUUCAUGACAGUAUAUCAGAAGAGGGCUUCCAUUACUUGGUGUUUGAUUUAGUCACUGGAGGUGAACUGUUUGAAGAUAUAGUGGCAAGGGAGUAUUGCAGUGAAGCUGAUGCCAGUCAUUAUAUACAGCAGAUUCUAGAAAGUGUAAAUCAUUGUCACCUAAAUGGCAUAGUUCACAGGGACCUGAAGCCGGAGAAUUUGCUUUUAGCUAGCAAAUCCAAAGGAGCAGCUGUGAAGUUGGCAGACUUUGGCUUAGCCAUAGAAGUUCAAGGAGACCAGCAGAAAGAUCCGUAUAGAAAGCCAGUGGAUAUGUGGGCAUGUGGUGUCAUUCUCUAUAUUCUUCUGUUGGGAUAUCCACCCUUCUGGGAUGAGGACCAACACAGACUCUAUCAACAGAUCAAGGCCGGAGCUUAUGAUUUUCCGUCACCAGAGUGGGACAGACUAACUCCUGAAGCCAAAGACCUCAUCAAUAAAAUCCUUACUAUCAACCCUGCCAAACGUAUCACCGCCUCAGAGGCCCUGAAGCACCCGUGGAUCUGUCAACGUUCUACUGUUGCUUCCAUGAUGCACAGCCAGGAGACUAUAGACUGCUUGAAGAAAUUUAAUGCUAGAAGAAAACUAAAGGGUGCCAUCUUGACCACUAUGCUGGCUAUGAGGAAUUUUUCAGCAGCCAAGAGUUUGUUGAAGAAACCAGAUGGAGUAAAGGAGUCAACUGAGAGUUCAAAUACAACAAUCGAAGAUGAAGAUGUGAAAGCACGAAAGCAAGAAAUUAUCAAAGUCACUGAGCAACUGAUUGAAGCAAUCAACAAUGGAGACUUUGAAGCUUACACAAAAAUCUGUGAUACAGGCCUUACUGCCUUUGAACCCGAAGCACUGGGUAAUUUAGUGGAAGGGAUGGACUUUCAUCGAUUCUACUUUGAAAAUGCUUUAUCUAAAAGCAAUAAACCAAUACACACUAUUAUCCUGAACCCUCAUGCCCACCUGGUAGGCAAUGAUGCUGCCUGCAUAGCUUAUAUUAGGCUCACACAGUACAUGGAUGGCAGUGGAAUGCCAAAGACGAUGCAGUCAGAAGAGACCCAAGUCUGGCACCGCCGGGAUGGGCAGUGGCAAAAUGUUCAUUUCCAUCGCUCGGGCUCACCAACAGUACCCAUCAAGCCAUCCUGUAUUCCAAAUGGGAACGAAAACUUCUCAGGAAACACCUCUUUGUGGCAAAACAUCUAA